AAUCUCAAGGACUUCACACCGCCGCGAAAAAAGAAAAAAAGCAUUGGUUGUGGUCUAUGCAUUGCCGGAAAAUACAACUUAAGAAGGACUCGGGUGCUAAUCACGUGCACAAUUUUGCACCUUGUGAUCAUCCCGGCUGUCAGUGUGAUAAUUUAUGCCCAUGUAUACAAGCACAAAACUUCUGCGAGAAGUUUUAUCAGUGCAGCAGCGAAUGCCAGAACAGAUUUCCUGAGUCAGCGAAGAAUGAAUUCAUCUAGGAAUAUUGCAGCGAAAUUAUCAGUCAAGACGAAGCUGACAGG
Messenger RNA from Harpegnathos saltator (Jerdon's jumping ant), 299 nucleotides. Its product is annotated as histone-lysine N-methyltransferase EZH2-like. The record is from RefSeq and is a predicted model, not a curated record. NCBI's taxonomy places the organism in Eukaryota, Metazoa, Arthropoda, Insecta, Hymenoptera, Formicidae. Gene Ontology annotation, molecular function: histone H3K27 methyltransferase activity; chromatin binding. Gene Ontology annotation, biological process: heterochromatin formation. The transcript has 3 exons. Gene Ontology annotation, cellular component: nucleus; ESC/E(Z) complex. Bases 57 to 257 code for a protein of 66 amino acids.